AUGUCAUUAGUAAUGCGCAAAUCAGCUCUUGAUAUAUUUAGUGCAACUAAAUGGGUUGUCACGAGAGACUGUCGAUUAUUAUCAUCUUUACCUGAGAAAGCAGAAUUGCCCGCUGAUGUUGAGAAAGAAAGAAUUUCAGGACGCAGACCACGGUCACAUAAUCCGAUCUUAGAGUAUCGACAUGUUUAUCCAGAAUUCCUUCCAGAUCCCAAUCCGAAAUGGAGAAACAGCCUUCGUGAAAAGUUGGAAAGAGCAGACAUGUUGAAAAGAAGAAACCAAAUUGAUUUACCAGAAUUUUAUGUUGGUUCUAUCUUAGCAGUUACAAUAUCAGAUCCACAUGCUCAAGGCAAAACUAAUAGAUUUGUUGGUAUUUGUAUUGAGAGAAAAGGCUGUGGUUUAAGAGCUGAGUUUACAUUAAGAAAUGUUAUUGAUCAUCAAGGAAUAGAGAUUCGUUAUGACCUAUAUGAUCCCACAAUACAAAAUAUACAAGUGCUUCGUUUGGAAAAACGUCUGGAUGAUAAAUUAUUAUACUUAAGAGAUGCAUUGCCUGAAUACUGCACAUUUUCUUUGGAUAUGGAUCCUGAAAUAUUGCCCGAAGGAACACCAGUACCUAUCAAUCCAGUCCAGGUAAAACUAAAACCAAGGCCUUGGUUAGAAAGAUGGGAAAGACAGGAAUUGAAAGGAAUAUCAAAUAUUGAAGAACAUUUGAAGGAAAAAGAUCGAGUCCGAAGAGAAUUAAGAAAAACACCUUGGGAGAAAUUUGAUUUAAUGAAACAAUACAGAAAAACCAUACCAGUUGAAGAUCAGUCUGAAAUCUGGAGUGAAGUCUACAAUCAGUUGCAACAAAUGAGGGUUUCCCGUAAAAAGAUGUCUAGAAAACGCACAUUUACUACUCCGAAGCCUCAACUUGGA
Messenger RNA from Brenthis ino (lesser marbled fritillary), 912 nucleotides. Lineage: Eukaryota; Metazoa; Arthropoda; Insecta; Lepidoptera; Nymphalidae. The record is from the annotation of a GenBank genome assembly.